CCUUUCAUUGUUAUACAAAAUGAAUGUUUCAUGAGAUGAGUUUUGUUGCCAUUUUAAAAUUAUAUUAAUUCAUCACCUGGACAAAGGAAUUUAGAUAUAAACCUUGUUUAACAGGUAGUAGAAAUUCCACAUACAUUUAAAAGAAAGUCCUCUUUACCAAACAGGCUCAAGAUGGACAGCCAAUAUAAUGUCGAAUCAACAGAGAAAACAACAACCACAACUAGCUCAAGUGGAGAUGUUGGAUUGGAUAAAAUUUAUAUGAAAUCUAUAGAUUCCAUUUUGAAAAUAGCAGAAAUGGUCCUCAGUCUGAUUGUAUUUAUCUGUGUAAGCUUCCACAGCUACCAUGGAGGGGGAUGGGUACAGUUUGUCAGCAUAUCUUGUUUGAUUACUGUACUAAUUUUAUGGAUCUUUUUUAUGCUGCGUAUAAUCUACAAACUACCAGGACCCUGGAUGUUAAUUAUCCUGAUUUACUAUGUAGUAUAUUGUGUGUUUUACUUAAUAUCAUUUCUGGUAUGUGCCAUACAAGCUGGCAACAAUGGACAAAAUGGUGGAUUUAUUGCUGCAGCUGUUUUCUGCGUGUUCAUCCUGGUUGUCCUGGGCGCAGAUAUCUUCUUCCAAUUCCGUAAGUGGCAGGACAGUGGCUCCAGCUUCUCGGCUAGAAGUACAACUUCUUCACCUGGUGGAGCUGCCACCACAACGACAACACAUACCACCUACGAAACACGUACUCAGUACUAAUGUGACAGCAACUGAGUGGUUCUAAAUUUAGAUGUUUGUUUGUAUUUGGUAGAAGGGUGUAGUAAAGAUAUGAUGUGAAAUUUUAUAUGCAACACAAAAUGUGUGUAGAAAAUUUAUACAUUGAUUGAAAUAUGAAUUAGGUCCAUCCAUCUGGUCAUCGUCAAAGUGGAUCAAUAUAAAUAUUGAGACUGCUUUUUUUAUUUUAAAGUAUAUAUAUAACAUGUAUAAUAUGAAAAUUUUAAAUUUAUUCCUCCACAAAAAAAUCUUCAAAUUUAAUGCUAUAAAUUAUUUAUUUUUUUAAAUGAUAAUGUGCUGACAAGUUUGACUUCUCGACAAAAUCUUUCCUUUCGCCAUAAAAUCAUUUUUUAAUGCUUCUAUAUCUUUGGUUGCAGAUAAAAUGAACUAUUAUUUUUUUCUUUUGUCAUAAUGUACUACAAUUACAAAACAAUAAGAUAUAAUUUGAAGGAAAUAAUUAAGAGUGAAGUGCAUAAUGAACCUCAAGAUUGAAUUAGGAAAAUACUUCAUGCUUAAAAAUACCAUUGACUAUAAAAAAUUGAUUAAAAAAAUAUGUCUAUUUGACUAACAUUGUAUAUUGAGCGACAUAAAAUUUAGUUUGAUAAAGAGGUUUACAAUAGGUGACCACACAUGAUAAUUUGAUAAUCUGGUUUUGUUGAACAAAUUCCUCAAUUUGAAGCAAAUAGAACCUUUUUACGACAUACUUUACAAAUUAUGAUAACAUACUCAGGCUCAUUUGAUGGUUAGGUGGGGAGAGGUGGUUUCCAUGCUUGAGGAUCAAGACUAUUUCUAUUGUCAUAAAACACCUGUGAGUCCAUUAUAGAAGUAAAAAACUCUUGCCUCUGAAAAAUAUGUCAAAUAAUACUGAGGCUGAUUUUCUUUCAGUGGUAUUUUUAAAUGCAGUGUAAACGUAAGAUAUGAUUUUAGAAGACAAAAAAUAUACUAAUUAGUAUUGUUUAGUGUUAUAAUGGAUAGUUUUUAUAUACUGUGUAUCAUUAUAUGUAUAUUUGAUGUUAAUUUAUUACUGCAGUAUGGGUGUAUUUAUGUCAUAUAUAAUGCAUAGUUUAUAUACUAAAUGCAGCAAUCACAUUUCUCCCAUCAUUUUUAUUGAUGACACAUGGUCAGAUCCUUGAUGACAUCAUUUUGGUAAAACCAUUGAUAGCUAUGGGUAAUUGCUAGCUUUUUUAGAACAUUAUCUCGUAAGAAAGACAAAAAAUAAUUGGAUAGUUUAAAA
Molecule: messenger RNA, 1987 nt
Organism: Mytilus trossulus (common blue mussel)
Lineage: Eukaryota; Metazoa; Mollusca; Bivalvia; Mytilida; Mytilidae
Product: plasmolipin-like
Exons: 5
Coding region: 172-738 (188 amino acids)
Cellular component (GO): membrane
Source: RefSeq, a predicted model, not a curated record